AUGUCCGACCUAACCCACUUUGACAUGCAGCCACUCCAAAUGGACCCCAAGUCCAAGGCCAUCCUUGUUGGGCGUGGCACACGCGGCACCCGCGCCCUGCAAUACGAGUUGGAGCAGCUCAACACCCUGCACCGCUCCCUCAUCAGCACAACCGAAGCGGUCAGCCCUCACGGCGUGCCCCUACCCCCCGUCCCGGUCAACCCCAAGCGCAGCGCAAACAUCAGCAAGCUCCGCGACAACGGCAACGCCGAGUACCGCAAGGCGCGCUACGAGGAUGCCUUGAAGCUGUACACCCUGGGCAUACAGAUGGCACAGGGCCGUCCCGUGUGGGAGCCCUCGGCCCUGGUGCGAGAGGAGCUGUCCGGCCUCUACGCCAACCGCGCACAGGCGUACAUGGCGCUUCAGCAGUGGCCCGAGGGCGCAGUCGAUGCCCAGACAUCGGUGGACAUUCGCAGAGUCGGCAACGCAAAGGCCUGGUGGAGGAGGGGCAAAUGUCUCCAGGAGAUGGGACGGCUCGAGGAGGCUAGGUCAUGGGUCAAGCAGGGACUUGAAGUCGAGGGCGAGGAGGCAGAGCUCAUGUCCCUGCUCAAAGAUAUAAAUUCCAGGCUGUCCUGA
Messenger RNA from Geosmithia morbida, 615 nucleotides. RefSeq names its product translocation protein SEC72. The coding region runs from base 1 to 615 and encodes 204 amino acids. Gene Ontology annotation, molecular function: protein binding. The transcript has a single exon. Lineage: Eukaryota; Fungi; Ascomycota; Sordariomycetes; Hypocreales; Bionectriaceae. The record is from RefSeq and is a predicted model, not a curated record.